Messenger RNA from Ambispora leptoticha, 1683 nucleotides. The record is from the annotation of a GenBank genome assembly. Lineage: Eukaryota; Fungi; Glomeromycota; Glomeromycetes; Archaeosporales; Ambisporaceae.
AUGCGAGUCUGUCAUUACGAUUUAUUGGGUGUAGCACGCAAUGCUACUUCAGAAGAGAUAAAGAAAGCAUACUACAAAAAAGCGCUUGAAUGGCAUCCUGAUAAAAACCAUGAAAGAGUGGAGGAAGCGACAAAACAGUUUUCGGCGAUUCAGCAGGCUUAUGAAGUGCUUUCUGAUUCGAACGAACGGGCUUGGUAUGAUAAUCAUAGGGAUGCGAUAUUGAGAGAUGAUGAUGACAUUUACGACGAUUUUGAGGAGGAAGUUAGCGGGCGUAGAAAAUAUCGUGGACCUACAGUCGCGGGAACUACCACCAAUGACCUGAUGAAGUUUUUUGACGCAGGAUGUUUCUCAGGGUUCGAUGAUAAUCCAAAAGGAUUUUUCGCCGUAUAUGGCAAUCUUUUUGAGAAAUUAGCACGCGAAGAGGAAGAAGCAUUCGCCAAUGAAUUCGACGAGGAAGACAGCGCCCAAUUCAUAGAUUUGCCAUCGUUCGGCACAAGCGCUACGCCUUCGAAUUUCGAUGAAGAGACUUCAAGUAAUCCGAUAAAAAUGUUUUACACGGCGUGGCUUGGUUUCUCGACACGAAAAACGUUCAGGUGGCUUGAUAAGUAUAAAUUGUCAGAGGCACCUGAUCGACGUAUUAAGAAAUUGAUGGAGAAGGAGAAUCAAAAAGAACGUGAGACUGGACGAAGGGAUUAUAACGAGGCUGUUCGAGAACUCAUUCGCUUCGUACAAAAACGCGAUCCUCGCUGGAAAUCCUACUUCGAAGAACUUCAACGACGAAACCAAGAACGGAUCGUACAAGCAAAAGCGCGCGCUGCUCGUGACCGCGCGCAACAUAUAGCUGAACUGCAAAAUUACACGGAACAAGAAUGGGCAAGAGUCGAGGAGGAACUCGAUGAAGAUUCCGAUCAGCAGGACGAGGACGAAGAGGAACUCGAAGAAUUUUAUUGUCCAGCAUAUUCAUCAUCAUCAGCAACACCAUCGUCGAAACCGAAAGCUGAUCAAAACCUAAAACAUCUCAACAGUUCUAUAAUUGAAGAAGACGAUGUCAGUGGAGAACAAACAAUAGAUGAAUAUAUAUUACCAUCAUCACUGCAAUCUAACAAGAAGAAUAAAAAGCUGAAAAAGAAAUUAAAAAAACCGAAUUGGGGACACGAUGUCACAGAAGACGAUGAUGACGCACUAAAAAGUAAUAAAAAGAUAAAUAACCAUAAAGAUGGCAUAUCAAUAUCAAAUUCGAAAUUCUCUCACAAUAAAGCAGAAGAAGAGGAUGAUGACGCAAAAUUAUCAGAUUUAAUAAGUAAACAGGCUAAAAUUUCUAUAAAGUCCGAUAAAUUACAAGAUUCUGAGGUGGUGGUGAUAGACAAAUCUGAGGAACAAGAACCACAUUCGGUAAUAGAUAAUAAUAGUCUUGAUCAUAGUGAUGAAAUAAAUCUGAAAAAACAACCACCGCCACAACCGAUAUCACCAAAUAUCAAAAAAGAAAAACGUAAGGAGAAAAAAGAGAAAAAGAAAGCCGAGAUGAUUCAGAAUAAAUGUAAUGUGUGCGAUGCAUCAUUUCCAUCCAGAAACCAACUUUUCGCGCAUAUAAACAAAACGGGACAUUCGUUGGCUUCUGCUGCAGUCGGCGGUGGAGGCCGCGGCAAAUCAGUAAAAGGAAGCAAGAGUAAAGGACGAAAAUGA